AUUGUCAGAGUAGAAGGUUUCUUCUGAGGUUUUGCUUUCUUAUUUUUAUUUUUUUUUUUCAAUUUAGGAUGAUAAAUAUUCAUGUUCAGAUUCUUCUAACAAUUCUUUUUUGGAAUUCUGAUUGUCAGAUUAUUCCCAGGAUUGAAGAAUGUGGACUUUCAUGUUCUCAGGGGAUUCAUUGUAAAAGCAAACCUUCCAGUGGUAUUUUUAACAGCUUCUGCCAUGAUGCUCCUGCAUCUUUACCUUCUGUGGUACUGAAAAGCAUGAAGAUCUCAACAGUGAUGAAAUGUGCCCAAGCAAGCCCAUGCUCUCUUCAUUUAAACAUUAAAGGAACACUGAGUCUGGAUGAGAAUAUUCGUGGGCUGGAAAUUUGUUCUCUUUCACUGGACACGCAGAAAUCUCAAUGCGUAAAUGUGAGGUUUGCUAGGAAAAAAAGCAAGAUGCUUAAUGGAAAAAAGGUACAGAUACAAUUCAAUUGCAUUGAAGUCAAUGUAGCACAACACAUCUAUGUGACCAUGAAAACAGUACCAAAUUACUGUGAAGUCAAGCUGAGUCAGGAAUACUAUGUUGAAGAUUGCAGAAACAGUGAUGUGGGAAAAUAUAUUCCAGCUUGUUCAGCUGGAAAGUUUGAUUAUAAUGUAGACAGAGCAAGGAAAAUUAUUUCAGUGAAUGUAUCCAACUUUCUUCGAGAUCAAGAUUAUUACAUUCGCCUAUGCCACAAAUGGUUUACAUGUGAAGAUGUAGGAGCAUUUGCUGUGAUAAAAGGGAAGGAAUCAUUAAAAUCAGUUUCUCUGAAAUAUUCUCAGCUACUGCCUUGUCUUUGCAUUGAGGGCUGGCUGGCAAUUCCAGAUGCAAGGAGGAUACAACUUUGCCCUUUUGAAAAUGAUACGAAGGCGCUAUGGGAUAAUAUUGUUUAUAACCCAGUAACACAAACUCUAGCUUGGGAACCAGCCUGUCCCGUGCUUGUCCUGGUUAACCUAUGCAGGUUAAUGAAGUCGAAUGACUACUGUGAAGAUAUACAAAACUCUUCCAGAAGUUCUCCUGAGAAACAGGUUAAAUACUCUCGUGUGGACACUCACCCGAGGCUUUGCAUGAAGUUUACAACCAAACAAGGCUCUUGGGUUAAAUGUCCAUUUGCUCAUGGAGAAUUUCCAGCUUGGAAAAUGAGAACUGCUGCAGUUGCAGAACAAAUACAAGUUUUCUUCACAUCCCAAACCAAGGCACAAUUCUCAGUACUUGUGUGUAACAGGACGCAGCUGGCCUCAUGUGAAUCUCUUGGGAUGCACCAUUCAGUCUCUGUGGGAGAUUCUGUAUCAAUUGCUAUGUCACGGGAAAUGUGUGGGUCAACGUUUUGCAUUCAGGGCUGGAGGACAGAUGUAGAUUAUUCAGUUCCACUGCAGAUCUGUGAUAUCCACUGCGGAGCGGGUUCCCAAAACCUUCCUCUGAGGCAGAUUGGUACAAACUACCGCCAGAGAUGGGACAAAACUAGGUUUCCGUGGUCAGACAUAUAGCGAUGGAAACCCAGCAAAGGCUAUGGCACACAGAAUGAAGAGUGUGCAUUCCUUGCAUUGAAUUUAACAACACAUUUUGAAGGUCUUUAGUAUGUUCUCAGCAUCAAGUUGUAUUUUGGUGUAACAUGCAAGUCUUGUCUAAAUGGUCAUCUCUCAUCUUGGUAGUUUCUACUAAUUACUGUGAGAUUAUUGUUGUGAGAGAAGCAUAUAGCAAGUUAGACUUAUUCUAACAUGUCCAAAAGAACGUGAAUUAUGAUUCCUUAUUUCCUACUAUUUAAAACCAAAAAAUGUCUUAGAUCACUUAGAGAAUCAGGUUCACAUUUUCUUCUAAAUUAAUAUUAUACAUACGAUAUUCUAUAAAUGAGUAUUGUCAUAGUACCUUGUGUACCUAUAGAACAAGUAUUUCAGAUUUUCUUAUUUGUAACCUUUGUUUUUAAACCAUAAGCAAAAGUGUUUGAGAAAUUAAUAAUGAAGUUUUCUCAGCUUUGUUACAUUAUCAUUCUCUGCAAUUUCAUUUGUUUUCUGAUGCCAUUCUGAUGAUCUCACCAUGACAGACCAUAUUCUUUAAAUAUAUCUAACAACUGCUUUCUGUGUUUGCAUUUGUAUUUGACUUGGAGAUAACCUUCUUAUUUGUCUGAGGAGGUACAUGUUUUUGGUUUGAUAGCUAUUUAAAACAGUCAUGUGGAAAUCCAGCCUAGCAGGAAACAGUUUAGUUGAAAUAAUUGAAGUUGUUUUUUGUUUUUUUUUUUUUUUUCUUUUCCAUUAUAUCAGUAUUUAUACUCAAUUAUUCAAAACAAAUAUUACAUGCUGUACUGAUAAUCACAUGUUUGGCCUUUAUUUCCCUAAAUACUCCCUUCAAAUAUCCUUACUUCCUGUUGUGCAACAAAGAAAAGAAGAAAGUCAACUAAAAGAUUAUUAUUAACAAAUCCUGAAACCAUGUGGAAUUGCUCAUGUGGGAUCAAGAAUAUGGGUGGGGAGUGAGGGUCUGGAACAAGAAGUUGAUCAAUAAAAAAUACUUUCUA
Molecule: messenger RNA, 2533 nt
Organism: Melopsittacus undulatus (budgerigar)
Lineage: Eukaryota; Metazoa; Chordata; Aves; Psittaciformes; Psittaculidae
Gene: IL17REL
Product: interleukin 17 receptor E like
Exons: 18
Coding region: 69-1511 (480 amino acids)
Molecular function (GO): interleukin-17 receptor activity
Source: RefSeq, a predicted model, not a curated record